This is a messenger RNA of Labrus mixtus (cuckoo wrasse), 2524 nucleotides long. RefSeq names its product tensin-4-like. The coding region runs from base 118 to 1893 and encodes 591 amino acids. Gene Ontology annotation, molecular function: protein binding. The record is from RefSeq and is a predicted model, not a curated record. NCBI's taxonomy places the organism in Eukaryota, Metazoa, Chordata, Actinopteri, Labriformes, Labridae. The transcript has 13 exons.
CACACUAAAUGUCCAAGUAAAACAGUAAGGAGUCCCGAGAGUUAAUGAGCAUUGCACCGGUAGAAAUCCUGACCAGAAGAAAAUAAGUCGUCCCAGAAAACAGUGACCUGAUAUAACAUGAUGCCUGCAGCUAAAGGCAUGACCCACAUCAUACCCAAUCAUGUUCUGAGAGUGGGUCAAACCAUCCGCCUGGACCCUGCCCAGGAGACCCUCCAUCAACAUCCCAGUCUCAUGGAACCCAGUGGCAACCACGAUGACCUCGACAUUUCCAUGGAUAAUCUCAACCAGCUCAUGCUGGAUCUAGAUCCAACAUUUGAACCCAUUGAGGUUAAAAAAAGUCCCUCAUGCAUCAGCACCCCCACAGAUGGUUCCCUCUCAGAUGAAGAUGUCUCCAAUUGCAAUUUGGUCCCUAGAGGAUGUCAUCCCUGCUCCUUGCCCACUGUGGUCCAAUGUCUGUCACCCAGUGUACCCAUCCCUACACGCAGCAGUCUGAGCUGCAGUCCACAAGGCACCCUGGUCUUCUCGACCUCCCCAACGUCAUCCCUGCCUCCUCUGCCAGGUGGAAGUGUACCCCGACGAAAUCCCUCAUCAAGGUCGGAUACAGGAUGCCUGCGAUUGUCACACUCCAACAGAAACAGUGUCGUCUCGCUCCUUUCCAUGUCUACAUGCUCAGACACCAGUUACAGCCUCGGCAGCAACCUGUCCCUGGCGAGUGAAGACGCUUUCUCUCCAGAGUCCAUCCUAACUCAUACACCCGGCUCCUUCAGUGAUGGAUCCAGAACAAGGACAACUGAUGACAUGCAUAGCCCAGAGAAGCCGCCACUGAUGAGGAGAGGAGGACAUCUUUUUGAGCAGCGUGGAGCACACAGCAGUCCUGCCUCACUGUCUGGCUCUUUGACAGAUAUUCCUGUACUGCUUGUCAACGGCACACCUCAGCCAGACCUGCACAUCCAGUGUGUGGGAGCAGAAAUGGACAUACAGAAAGUAUGGUCCAACUCAAAGCCCAGUUCUCCUCACAGUUUCCAAGCACGUUUUAGUGGCAGCCAGCCUUCAAUGAAGUUUGUCAUGGACACUUCAAAGUUUUGGUUCCGUCCACAUAUCAGCAGAACAGAAGCUGAAGACUUGAUAAAGGACAAGGAACCUGGAACAUUUGUGGUGAGAGACAGCACUUCCCACAGAGGCAGCUUUGGCCUGGCCAUGAAGAUUGACAAAACAUCUGCCAACAUCAAUACAAGCGCCUACCCAGGAGAGAACAGCUCAGACCUUAUUAGACACUUCCUCAUUGAAUCAUCAGCUAAGGGAGUACGCAUCAAAGGCUCUUCUCAGGAACCGUACUUUGGUAGUCUCUCUGCCCUGGUUUACCAGCACACUGUUUCUGCUUAUGCCUUACCCUGCAAAUUACUGCUCCACUCCCAAGAUCUGAGUGCAGCAGAACAGAGAACAAAUUACAAACCAGAAUCAGAGGACAAGAGUAAAACAGCUUCCAAUUUUGUCUACCUGAAUGCUGUUCCCACUGAGAUGCUGACUGGCCCCUGUGCGGUGCAGAAGGCGGUGUCCUCCACACUUGAGAAGGCCUCAGGCUCCUUCACACCCACCAUAGUGAACAUGAAGGUGUCUCUGAAGGGUGUAACACUGACAGAUAUCAACAGGAAGCUCUUCUUCAGACGCCAUUACCCUGUUCACCUGCUCAGCUACAGUGGUGAAGAUCCAGACAAUCGAUUGUGGAGGAGGGGUUCCAGUUUUGGUGCAAGAAUGUUUGGUUUCGUGGCAAAAGGUGUCGAGGCAGGUAUGGAGAAUGUUUGCCAUGUUUUUGCAGAGUAUGAUCCCCUGCAGCCUUGCAACAAUGCCAUUGAGGUUAUGCAGGUUGCCAUAGCGAAGACCCACAAGAACUGAGAACAACUCCGAUAUGAGACAGUAUGGAGACCUAAGGCCCUCUCUACAUAAUCUACUUCUGUAUUUAUCUGCACUGAACCCGUCCAAACCUGUGUCAUCAUGAGUGUCACUACGACUUGUCAAACUAGACAUGUGACCUAUUGACUCAUGCCUUGGUCAGAUGAAAAAGAGAGAUUACUGGUAAUUGGACCACAAAUGGAAGAGAAACACGUGAUUUGAAUGGCUCACUCACACUGUUGCAUAACCUGUUUAUUAAACUGCAAAAAAACAGUUUAUGCUGAAUUUAAUGUAAAAUUUCUAUUCAAAAUAUUUUUGUAAAAAAAAAUGACUGACACCUUACCAGUUACCAUAUUUAACUUUAUUUUAAACUAAAGUCUAAAUCUGCACUACCCAGGGCAAUAAAAAAUAAAAUGAGGGAUUUUGAAGUUUCUGUAGACGAUAAGUUCCUUAGAGUCAGGUCCUUUCAUUUCAGAUCUACCUAUUGCAGAUGUCCUGGCUGUAUAGUUCACAAUAUAUUUAUUUCACUGCACUGCACUGUUGAUAAUACCCUGUAUAUUAUAAUAUCUCCAUGUAUUCCUGUAUAUAUUUUUUUUACUUUGAUUGAGAAAAAUAAAACUUUUCAACUGUUGAA